Messenger RNA from Tupaia belangeri chinensis (Chinese tree shrew), 500 nucleotides. RefSeq names its product 60S ribosomal protein L23a. Gene Ontology annotation, cellular component: ribosome. Bases 1 to 492 code for a protein of 163 amino acids. Lineage: Eukaryota; Metazoa; Chordata; Mammalia; Scandentia; Tupaiidae. The record is from RefSeq and is a predicted model, not a curated record. The transcript has a single exon. Gene Ontology annotation, biological process: translation. Gene Ontology annotation, molecular function: structural constituent of ribosome; rRNA binding.
AUGGCGCCGAAAGUGAAGAAGGAAGUUCCUGCCCCUUCCAAAGCUGAAGCUAAAGGAAAAGCUUUGAAAGCCAAGAAGGCAGUGCUGAAAGGCAUCCACAGCCACACACACACACACACACACACACACACACACACACACAAAAUCCAUAUAUCGCCCACCUUUUGGAGGCCCAAGACUCUUCGGCUGCAGAGGCAGCCCAAAUAUCCUCAAAAGAGCACCCCCAGAAGAAACAAGCUUGACCCCUAUGUCAUCAUUAAGUUCCCCCUGACAACUGAGUCUGCCUUGAAGAUAGAAGACAAUACAUUUGUGUUCAUUGUGGAUGUCAAGGCCAACAAACACCAGAUAAAACAGGCUGUGAAAAAGCUCUAUGAUAUUGAUGUGGCCAUGGUCAACACUCUAAUCAGGCCUGAUGGAGGGAAGAAGGCAUAUGUGCGAUUGGCUCCUGAUUAUGAUAUUUUGGAUGUUGCAAACAAAAUUGGGAUCAUCUAAACUGAGUC